Dipodomys spectabilis (banner-tailed kangaroo rat) is the source of this 972-nucleotide messenger RNA. RefSeq names its product vacuolar protein sorting-associated protein 29-like. Gene Ontology annotation, cellular component: retromer complex; endosome. Gene Ontology annotation, biological process: intracellular protein transport; retrograde transport, endosome to Golgi. NCBI's taxonomy places the organism in Eukaryota, Metazoa, Chordata, Mammalia, Rodentia, Heteromyidae. The record is from RefSeq and is a predicted model, not a curated record.
AUGCUUUCUGUCACCUUCUCUGUUCUUGUGAUCCUUUUAGUGUGCAGGAGGACCAGUGGAGACUCAGUGACCCAGACAGAAGGCUUGGUUACUUUCAGAGAGGGGACACCUCUGAUCCUCAACUGUACUUACCAGAGCACUUACUCAAAUGUCUUUAUUUUCUGGUAUGUCCAAUAUCUCAAUAAAGCCCCUCAGCUACUUCUGAAGAGUUCAACACAAAGUCCCAAGUCAGAGAACCGGAUUUCCAGGCAACUCUUGUUAAGAGUAACAACUCCUUCCACCUUCAGAAAUCUUCACUCCAGCUGUCAGACUCAGCUCUGUACCUCUGCGCUCUGGGAGACACAAUUACUCUUUGUAUGCCAGUUGGUGUUGGUGUUAGGAGAUCUGCAUAUCCCUCACCGGUGCAACAGUUUCCCAGCUAAUUUCCAAAAACUGCUGGCACCGGGAGAGAUACAGCACAUUCUCUGCACUGGAAACCUUUGCACCAAAGAGAGUUAUGACUAUCUCAAGACGGCUGGUGACUUCCGUAUCCUGAGCGGAGACUUCGAUGAGAACCUGAAUUACCUGGAACAGAAAUUUGUGACCGGGGGACAGCCCAAAAUAGGUUUGAUCCACGGAGAUCAGGUCAUUUGGUGGGGAGACUUGGCCAGCCUGGCCCUGCUGCAGAGGCAGUUCGAUGAGGACAUUCUUAUCUCAGGACACACUCAUAAAUUUGAAGCAUUUGAACAUGAAAAUAAAUUCUACAUUAACCCAGGUUCUGCCACUGAGGCAUAUAAUGCCUUGGACACAUAUAUUAUUCCAUCGUUUGUGCUGAUGGACAUCCAGGCUUCCACAGUGGUCACAUACAUCCAUCAGCUAAUUGGAGAUGAUGUGAAAGUAGAAAGAAUUGAAUACAAAAAGUCUUAAAGCCAGUCUGUCUUGAUUUUUUUCAUUACUCUGUUCAAAUCAAGCAAUUAAACAUUUAAGAAUCAC